AUGGAAAGGUGGCGAAAGCUUCACGGCCGCCGCCUCGAUCACGAAGAACGAACUCGGAAGAAGGCCGCUCGUGAGGGACAUAAGGCGUCUGAAGAUGCGCAGAAACUCACUGGUUUGAGGGCGAAGCUCUACCAGAAGAAGAGACAUCACGAGAAGAUCCAGAUGAAGAAACAGAUCAAGGCCCACGAAGAGAGAAAUGUCAAGUCUUCCGCGCCCAACGAACCAUCCACUACCCCUCUCCCACAAUAUCUUCUCGAUCGAUCAAAUCCUACGAAUGCUAAGGCGUUAUCGAGUGCGAUCAAGAAUAAGAGGGCUGAGAAAGCGGCCAAAUUUAGCGUUCCUCUGCCAAAGGUCCGAGGUAUUGCUGAAGAGGAAAUGUUUAAGGUUGUUAAGACCGGAAAGAAAACCGCGAAGAAGGGUUGGAAGCGAAUGAUCACAAAACCAACGUUCGUUGGACCAGAUUUCACCAGAAGACCGGUCAAAUACGAGCGCUUCAUUCGUCCUAUGGGUUUGCGAUACAAGAAAGCCCAUGUCACGCAUCCUGAACUCGGAGUUACAGUCAAUCUUCCAAUCAUUAGCGUCAAGAAGAAUCCUCAAAACCCAAUGUACACACAACUUGGUGUUUUGACCAAAGGUACGAUUAUCGAAGUCAAUGUCAGUGAUUUGGGUCUGGUGACGGCUGGUGGUAAGGUCGUUUGGGGUAGAUGGGCACAGAUCACCAACAAUUGUGAAAAUGAUGGGUGUGUCAACGCCGUCCUCCUUGUUUAA
Glarea lozoyensis ATCC 20868 is the source of this 768-nucleotide messenger RNA. RefSeq names its product ribosomal large subunit. Lineage: Eukaryota; Fungi; Ascomycota; Leotiomycetes; Helotiales; Helotiaceae. The transcript has 3 exons. Gene Ontology annotation, cellular component: nucleolus; preribosome, large subunit precursor. The record is from RefSeq and is a predicted model, not a curated record. Gene Ontology annotation, biological process: maturation of 5.8S rRNA; maturation of LSU-rRNA. The coding region runs from base 1 to 768 and encodes 255 amino acids.